AAAAGGACGUGGAAAAAAGCAUAAGAAAACAAAUCCUCGCUCGCAGUUGCGCAGAAGUGGUCUAGUCAAACCCGGAUGUAACCAACGCCUAAUUGCCGGAGAAAAACGGUGAGUACUUUUCUGACAACGAGGGAAAUUAAUUUGUUUUAGUUUAAUACAUUUGAAGACAGUCAUAGUGUAGAUUCGUCCAUAGUUAUAUAUUAGUGCCUACUAUACGUAAGAAAUGUUGAAUUGUCGUUAACUACCAUAAGCGACUUUUUAGGAAAGUAGGUAGUUAGUAAGCAAUCACAGGCUAACUGAGUGAGGGCGGUGCUUGCCAGCCGACCCAAAUUGUCAUAACUUUGAAAACUUGCAUGAUAUGCGGCUAGUCUCGAAUGUUUUGGACUGUACAAAAUAACCAACUAUCAGCAAUGUUUUAUGACAAUCUAACUUUGCCGUGAGUAACUUAGCUAGUCAGCUAACUUUACCCAAAAUGAUCUGGCUAGCUAUAUGUUUAACGUUAGUGUCUCCCGAAUAGCCGGUACUUGCUAACGCGUUUGGUAUGAAAGUAUUGCUCAAUUUUGCCUGACACAAUUUGCUCUACUCUGUACAAAGUAAGGUUUAGCUUUCACAUUCAUUUUAGAGUGACUGAGGCGCUAAUGGCUAGUUACAGAUUGUUACACCAGAUAAUGUGUGAAACCAAAUAUUUUUGGUAUCCAUUACUGGGAGUUACAGGUUAGGUACUGUAAGCACAGAAUUUGACCAACCUUAAUGAUAGUCUUCGUUGUCAAUUCGGCGAAACAUGUAGAUUCUAAAAUGUAUGUGUUCAGUUGCAGGUGGUGCGUUUGAAUUUAGAAAAUGCUGUUAUUAAAAUAAAUCAAUGUUUUGCUCCAUGAAGUAAUCAAACAAUGUGUACGGCGCCAUCUUAGUGUUGGUCGAAAAUUAUCUGUGCUACACCAAACACUACCUAACCUGUAACCCCCAGUAAUAGAUCGCCAAAAUCUUUGGUUAAAACACAUUAUCUGGUGAAGCUAUGUCAUGGCCGGCUUGCUGUCCCUGCAUUUUUCUGGGAAAUAUGGGUGCAUUUAGACACGUUUUUUUCUCUCCACUAAUUGGUCGUUGACCAAUCACGUCAGAUCUUUUCACAUCAGAUUUUUUUUCAGAGCUGAUCUGAUUGAUCAAAACACCAAUUACUGGAGAGAGAAAAAGGUCAGAAUUGGGCCCCUCCACUACAUUUGCUGGCUGCCAAAGUUAGGCAGGGAUGUAGCUCAGUUGAUAGAGCAUGGCUUUGCAACGCCAGGGUUGUGGGUUCGAUUUCCAUGGGGGGCCAGUAUAAAAACAUGUAUUCACUAACUGUAAGUCGCUCUGGAUAAGAGCGUCUGCUAAAUGACAAAAAAAUAAAAAAAAUAAGUUAAGGCAAAACUGUAGAGCCAAUUGUUUAUUCAUAAGAAAUGUCAUUUCCUUUCACGUGUUUAGGUAUAGACUAGCUGCUUUUAGAAACGCAACAAUUUACACACUAGCGUUGCUGGGAAUUUGCUUGCAAAAAUCCCGACUAGUCCGCCAGAAGUUAAAUAACAUUUAAUUUCAAUUUACUCUGUUGAUUGUCUGUAGGCUUGGUCCUUAUGCAGGGGGGAAUUUGUGUUAAAAAAAAAAAAAACACAUCUAGUGGAACGUAUAAUUAAACAGAAUUUCCAAACGUGGGUCUGUUGUAGACCCAUGCAGUUCCUCAGCGAGGUCAGUUCCUCUCUGCAUCAUGUCAAAAAUAAAAAUCCCUCAGAGGUUCUUGCUUUUUUUUGUGCAUGUAUGGCACACGUGCAUGACAUUUAUUUUGACAUGAAGAAAGCGGAGAGGAAGUGGGUCUACCCCAGAGGUCCACGUUUGGAAAGUCUGUUUAAUGUAUGUAAUAUGACCUGGGUUUUUUUCUCAAUUUCCCCCUGCAUAAGGACUAACCCUAAGGACAAUCGGCAGAGUAAGUCUAAAUAUAAUUUUAUUUAACCUCUGACUUCCGGCGGACUAUCGCAUAUUUUUUUCAUGGUAAUUCCUGGCAACACUAGUGUGGAAAUACUAGCGUUGCUAAAAGCAGCUAGGUAUAGACUACCCUUUUCUAAUGUGUUAAUCUACUUAUUCAGCAGAAGUAACGAUUUGACAUUAGAAUCUUAAAUCAGGCAAAACGCAACAAGUAGUCAUGACUGUAAAUCAUGUCGCUUCCCUUUCCCUGUCAUGUCUUUGCUAUGCAAGUAUGCGGAAGUUAACGUUGUCCGCAACAUUCAAGUGUAGCUGUAACUGGAAGUAACUUUGUAUUACAUAGCACCAAGUUUGUCACGGAGACAUAUUUUUGGGGAAGUCCAGGCUUCCUUCCUUUUAUUAUAAUAAUAUGCCAUUUAGCAGACGCUUUUAUCCAAAGCGACUUACAGUCAUACUUUUGACUAUUAGAAGUCCCCCCCCCCUUUCCCCAUAAAGGAUCGAUUUGUGACAAUCAGCAUGUUUCAAAUGCGGUCAAGCAUCGUUUGUGGUUUGAUGAUCCUUGUUUUGAACAUUAGCCAAACACACAAUGAACAUUACCUGUCUGUACAUCAAUAGACUACAGGCCAGGCAGACUGUGUUAUUGCUAAUCGCGGUGCUGUUGUCAUCUCCACUCUGUCUGGUUCUGUUGUUUUUGGUUUCCCAGUUACUGUUAAUUUGUGGAGUCACAAGCAAGGUCUCAAAUGUGUCCUUCGUGAGAUAGUAACUCUACUAUGUUAUGACUGGUGUAUGUGUGUCCUCUGUCUGUGUCUGUCUGUCUCUCUCUGUGUGUAGAUGCAGACUAUAAAGUGUGUAGUGGUGGGGGACGGAGCUGUAGGAAAGACCUGUCUACUGAUCUCCUACACAACCAACAAGUUCCCCUCAGAAUAUGUGCCUACGGUAAGAGGUGGGCAGGGGAGGGUGUAAGUAGGGGCAGAUGAGUCACAUCCUAAACACUGUGGAGGUCAAUGGGGUGAUGUCCAGAGAGCUGAGUAGGAAGGGAGAAUGGGCUGUAACACCAUAACCAGCCUGCCAGUUGGGGUAAUGUUUGAUAUGAGCCUUUUUUUAAAACGUUUAUCUUAUUUUAGAUGGGUAACAUCCCUUUACCUUUUUUACUCAUUCUUUUGUGUCUCAUGUGUGCAGGUGUUUGAUAAUUAUGCAGUGACUGUGAUGAUCGGAGGGGAACCCUACACACUUGGGCUUUUCGACACAGCAGGUAAUCUGUCUCUGUCUGUCUGUGUCAAUUUAUGCUUUUAUGUCUGUACAUCCUUUUGUUAAGCAGUUGCUAUGCUACAACUCAGUCCUAGUCUGCCUUUGUUCUUUCUUGAGAACAUAUGUCUUGUAAAUGCAACUCAACCAGUUGAAUCAUUCAAUGUCACAUUCGUUUAAUUGUGUCACAGCAUUCUCUCCCUCUGAUUGGUCGUCUCAGGUCAGGAGGAUUACGAUAGGCUGCGACCUCUCAGCUACCCGCAGACGGACGUCUUCCUCAUCUGUUUCUCCUGUGUCUCGCCCUCAUCCUUUGAGAACGUCAGAGAGAAGGUCAGUGUUGGUCUCUGAGUCGCCACACCUCAACUUUUUCCCUUGUAUUAUUACCCAUAGAGAAACUUGUAGAUGAUAGGUCUGAACCCUUUCCUUAGCCACUUCACCUUCUGUUAUUGCAGAAGAUCCCUCAAAGCCCAUUGGAAGGCUAUGUGAAGACAUCCUCAUAUUGCUUACAUCAGGGAUGGGCAACUUUGAUGGGGCCGCAGUGGCACACGGGUCUGUGUACCCACAUCCAUUCCCACACAUGCAGUCAGAACCGGCCUUAGCCUUUCAGGGGCCCUAAGUUUUCUUGCGAGCAAAACAGUGAAGUUUUAGAGUUAAUUUCCUGCAAUUCUACACAUUUUGCCAUGGAGCAUAGAGAAAAUGUUUCAGUUUUAAAGUAAUUUUGCUGCAAUUCUAUACAUUUUGCCAUGGGGCGGAGAGAAGAUUUCUUCAAUUCUACACACUUUGCUGUAGGGUGGAGAGAAAUGUUUGCAGUUUUUUAUAUGAUAUCUGAGUCAGCGUGAAUAGCAAAGUUAAUGGGGGCCCCCCGGUCAGUAAUUCGACCAUGAUUACUACAAGUUUAGAUGGCUGGCUAGACUAACUUACCAAUCUAAAAAUUCUUAGUUGACAUGGCUAAUUCAGUGACUGUCAGUGACUAACAAGAUAAACUGCUGAUGCACAACCACAUUUCAAAAUUGCACAUUGUAUUCUACUAUUCUAACUCUCAACAGUAAGUUCAGACUCCGAAUGAGUUCCUAACACACAGUCUGACCUCUGUGUAUCCUUCGACCCCUGUAGUGGGUUCCAGAGAUCUCCCAUCACUGUCCUCGUACACCCUUCCUGUUGGUGGGCACCCAAGUGGAUCUGAGGGACGACAGCAACACUGUGGAGAAGCUGGCCAAGAACAAACAGCGCCCCCUGUCCCCUGAGAGCGGAGACAAGCUGGCCCGGGACCUUAGGGCCGUCAAAUAUGUGGAGUGCUCCGCCCUCACGCAGGUAAGGGGCCAAGGAUUAUGAUGAUGUUACAUGGUUAGGGGGGAAAAAGGGCUGUUGAGGAACCCCUGGCGGCUGAAACAUUGCUAUACUUCACAAAAUAGGUUAGAAUACCUUUAUAAACCAUGAAAAGUCAAUGCAAACUCUCUCUUCUCUCUCUCUCUCAGAGGGGGCUGAAGAACGUGUUUGACGAGGCCAUCCUGGCAGCUUUGGAACCUCCUGAGACUAAACCCAAGAAACGCUGUGUCCUGCUAUAA
Molecule: messenger RNA, 4754 nt
Organism: Coregonus sp. 'balchen'
Lineage: Eukaryota; Metazoa; Chordata; Actinopteri; Salmoniformes; Salmonidae
Source: the annotation of a GenBank genome assembly